Molecule: messenger RNA, 1087 nt
Organism: Pseudogymnoascus verrucosus
Lineage: Eukaryota; Fungi; Ascomycota; Leotiomycetes; Thelebolales; Thelebolaceae
Exons: 2
Coding region: 136-474 (112 amino acids)
Biological process (GO): mRNA splicing, via spliceosome
Cellular component (GO): precatalytic spliceosome; catalytic step 2 spliceosome; U2 snRNP
Source: RefSeq, a predicted model, not a curated record
CAACCACAUACCUGCCACCAUACAAGAAAACGAUACAGCAAGGCUCUAGGUACAAUAUAGGCCUACGAAAGAGCGACAACAAAAAACACAACUGAAAAAGCACAAGCAAAGAGCUCAGGAAACAAACCCGCAGCCAUGUCGCGCCAUCAUCCCGAUCUCGUAAUGUGCCGCAAGCAACCCGGCAUCUCCCUCGGCCGCCUCUGCGACAAAUGCGAUGGCAAAUGCCCCGUCUGCGACGCCUAUGUCCGCCCCACAACCCUCGUGCGCAUCUGCGACGAGUGCAGCUUCGGCAACUACCAGAACAAGUGCGUCGUGUGUGGCGGGGAGGGAAUCAGUGAUGCGUUCUACUGCUUUGAGUGCACGCGCCUUGAGAGGGAUCGCGAUGGGUGCCCGAAGAUUAUAAAUCUGGGUAGUAGUAGGACGGAUUUGUUCUUUCAGAAAAAACAACAGAGGGUGUUUGGGACGAGGGGGUGAGGCGUUUGGGAGGAUGGUUUACUAUGAAUUUCUGGGGCUGGUGGCGUUCGGGGUUUGGUGUCUGAUGGAUGUGGGUUUGGGAUGGAGAGGGAGAGCAAAGGGAGGAUAGAGGAGGGACGAUUCACAGGAACGCUCAACGAAGGGACGAAGAUAGUCCAACAGGGGCCUAUAGAUUCCGCCGCCAAGUCGUACAGUUUGGUGCAAGUUGGUGCGAGGCAGGUCGUACUGCGUGUGCCUUUGCGCAUAGCAGAUAUUGAAACAAAAUACAGCUUUCAAUUCCCUCAACCGCCCAGGAUCCCACGUGAGCUUUGGCUGUGCACCUCGCCCAAGGGCAUCUGUGCCAUCAUUUCUGUCCGCCUGAGAGCCGCAGCCCAAUAAUUGUCAGGAUAAACGCCAAAAAGUGAGGUGACAUAAUUGGCCUCUCUUUUUUUUACAUUCUCACGGAUAUGACUGCUGCAAUCGAGCUGCGUGCACUGUGCAGCAUGCAGCAACAAAACGCGUCUCUAGCUGCAUUUAUUGGAUUAAGACUACGAGACAUACUGUACCUUAAAACGAGCAGAAAGAAGGAUUAAUAUUGUGUAGAUAGAUAAUAAAUUCAUAUAGUUACCAAGAG